AUGAUAACUAAUAAAUUGAAUGUAUUAUUAUUAGUAGUAACUCUAUACACACUGUAUGGUUACUGUAGUGGUAUCGGGUUUAACAAUUAUGGUAGGUUACGGCUACCGGUUCCCGACAAUCAUAUCCAAACAUUACCAGAUAAAUGGUUUGACCAACGAUUAGAUCAUUUUAAUACAAGCGAUAGCCGUACAUUCAAACAGCGUUACUUUAUAAACGAUAAAUAUUACAAAACCGGUGGACCAGUAUUUCUGGUAUUAGAUGGUGAGGGAGAGUCCAGUGACUACUUUAUAACAGAGGGUGCCAUUGCCAGCUAUGCCCAACAGUUCAAUGCAUUGGCCAUAGAGUUGGAGCACCGGUAUUACGGCCAAUCGGUGGCGACACCUGACCUAUCGUUAGACAAUUUGAGAUACCUGUCCAGCAAACAGGCUCUCAAAGAUAUUGAACAGUUUAUCCUAAAAUCAACCGAUAGUUUAUCGUUGACUAAUACUAGUAGUAAAUGGAUAGCAUUUGGCGGGUCGUACGCGGGAAAUCUAGCCGCUUGGGUCCGCGAAAAAUACCCGCACGCAGUGGCCGGUUCGGUGGCCAGUAGUGCACCGGUUGAGGACCGGUUUGAAUUCAAAGAGUAUUUCGGUGUUGUUGAAGAAUCUUUAAAGAAAUGUUCAAAACCUAUUGGAGAGGCUGUCCAUCAAUUAGAGGAUCUAUUGAAGACACCGGAGGGCAGGCAGUCAAUCAGCAAACAGUUCAAUCUGUGUAAACCAUUGAACAGUACUACGGACACCAGUUCCGUACAUUUGCUUAGAUUUGGGCUAAUCAUACCGUUUGCUGUGGCCGCACAACACGACGGCAAACCCGGUAUAAUCGGUGUACAAGAAGUAUGCAAAGGGAUGAUGACGACCACCAACGAUAUGGAUGGGUCGACACCAUUGGAUAGAUGGGCAAAAUUGCACAAACAGUUUAGCAAAGGCGAGUGCAUUGACUACGAUUACAAUGAAAAUAUUAGAGUCUAUAGAAAUACGUCGACAACAUCACCAAUGGCUAGGGCCGGGAUGCGACAAUGGACAUACCAGGACUGCAAUGAGUUCGGCCUAUUCCAGACCACUGGCCUCCCGGACAGUCUGUUCGGUCAUAAUGCCGUUCCUGUCGACUAUUUUCUUAAACAGUGCUCAGAUAUCUAUGGCAAACAGUUUACCCCACAGUCCAUCCAGAAAGCUGUCCAAACGACUAACGCCUUGUACGGCGGUUUCCGACCUAACGUCACGAACGUAGUGUUUCCUAACGGUUCACUCGAUCCCUGGCAUGCGUUGGGCGUAUUGAAGGACCUGAACAACAGUACCCGUGCCCUAUACAUACACGGGUCGUCUCAUGGCUCCGAUUUGUUUGCACAGCAAUCCACUGACACCCAGGAGCUGAUCGAUGCCCGCAAAACCAUUGCAAAACAGUUGCAAUUGUUUUUACAAUAAAAUAAAAUUUUUAAAAAAUUAAUAAUAAUAUCUAUCCUAAUAAUAAUAAUAAUAAUAAUA
Messenger RNA from Oppia nitens, 1521 nucleotides. Its product is annotated as putative serine protease K12H4.7. Gene Ontology annotation, biological process: proteolysis. NCBI's taxonomy places the organism in Eukaryota, Metazoa, Arthropoda, Arachnida, Sarcoptiformes, Oppiidae. Bases 1 to 1461 code for a protein of 486 amino acids. Gene Ontology annotation, molecular function: dipeptidyl-peptidase activity; serine-type exopeptidase activity. The record is from RefSeq and is a predicted model, not a curated record. The transcript has 5 exons.